UUAAGUAGUUGUUCAGUUCAAUGUGAUACUCAGUCUUGUGUGACAAAUUAUUCAACAUUUUCCCAAGAUACUGCAGGGCCAUCAGGUCAACAGAAGCAGAAAGUUACACAGCCUCCGCCUUUGAAAAAAAGGUCAAGCCGAACCAAAUUCCUGGGAAGAGAAAUCCUUCAUAAAUGGAUUGUUGAUGAUAAGAAGAAGAAAGAAAAGUGGUACCGUGGUACAGUUUUAGAUGUAUUAUCAGGUAAAGAUGGAGAUCCGACAGCUGUAUAUGAGGUGUUGUAUAAUGGUGAAGAAACUGCCCACGAAGUGGAUGGUUUGACUGCUGAUUUGCAGGAAGGUUCAUUAAAGUUUUUAGACAUAUAGAGUGAGUAUCAGUUGCUUGUUUUUAUAAUCAAACACACUGGUAGUUGUAGCCCCAUUUAACUUUAGGCAUAAAAAUGUUGUAUUAAUAAGGAAAUAGUUUGUUAACAAGUAAGUGCUGAUCUAGUGGCACAUACUAUUUGUUGAUAAACCAUGACAUUGAAAACAUAUUGUUAUUUAACUAAAUGAUUAAACACCAAAUUCUUGUCAACUUAAGGUUCUUUAUG
Messenger RNA from Ruditapes philippinarum (Manila clam), 587 nucleotides. RefSeq lists its product as uncharacterized. The transcript is spliced from 3 exons. Lineage: Eukaryota; Metazoa; Mollusca; Bivalvia; Venerida; Veneridae. The record is from RefSeq and is a predicted model, not a curated record. The annotation marks the transcript as partial.